Messenger RNA from Pogoniulus pusillus (Red-fronted tinkerbird), 4171 nucleotides. RefSeq names its product formin binding protein 1 like (gene FNBP1L). The transcript is spliced from 17 exons. Gene Ontology annotation, molecular function: protein binding. The coding region runs from base 74 to 1930 and encodes 618 amino acids. Gene Ontology annotation, biological process: signal transduction. Lineage: Eukaryota; Metazoa; Chordata; Aves; Piciformes; Lybiidae. The record is from RefSeq and is a predicted model, not a curated record.
CGAGUGUGUGGGUGAGGUACAGGAGCUGGGCCAGUGAAGCUCCUGAAGCUACCUGAAGAAGUCGUUACGCUCUAUGCAAAAUGAACGUGAAAUAGUACCCUGUCAGCCGCACUACGUGGAGAAGCCUGAUUUAAAGGAUCAGUUUGAUAACUUGGACAAGCAUACGCAAUGGGGCAUUGACUUCUUGGAGAAAUACGCAAAAUUUGUAAAAGAAAGGAUAGAAAUUGAGCAAAACUAUGCAAAACAACUGAGGAAUUUGGUUAAGAAGUAUUGUCCUAAACGUUCACCCAAAGAUGAGGAACCCAGGUUCACUUCAUGUAUUGCCUUUUUUAACAUCCUUAAUGAGUUGAAUGACUAUGCAGGCCAACGAGAGGUAGUUGCAGAAGAAAUGGGACACAGAGUCUAUGGAGAAUUGAUGAGAUAUUCUCAUGAUCUAAAAACCGAGAGAAAAAUGCAUCUUCAGGAAGGGCGAAAGGCUCAGCAGUAUCUGGACAUGUGCUGGAAACAGAUGGAUAAUAGCAAAAAGAAAUUUGAGAGAGAAUGCAGAGAGGCUGAGAAGGCACAGCAGAGCUACGAAAGACUGGACAACGACACUAAUGCGACAAAGGCUGAUGUUGAGAAGGCUAAGCAACAGUUAAACCUGCGCACACAUAUGGCCGAUGAAAACAAAAACGAGUAUGCUGCACAACUACAGAAUUUUAAUGGAGAACAGCACAAACACUACUACAUUGUCAUUCCACAGAUUUAUAAGCAACUUCAAGAAAUGGAUGAAAGGAGGACUAUCAAGCUCAGUGAAUGUUACAAAGGCUUUGCUGACUCCGAGCGCAAGGUUAUUCCGAUAAUCUCUAAGUGUUUAGAAGGCAUGAUCCUCGCAGCAAAGUCCGUUGAUGAACACAGGGACUCUCAACUAGUGAUAGACUGCUUCAAAUCCGGUUUUGAACCUCCUGGAGAUUUUCCAUUUGAAGAUUACAGUCAGAAUAUUUACAGAACUAUCUCUGAUGGAACCAUCAGUACACCAAAGCAGGAAGGAACAAGAAAUGAUUCAAAAACUACAGUGGGAAAAGCUAAAGGAAAGCUGUGGCUAUUUGGAAAGAAGCCAAAGCCACAAUCCCCUCCCCUAACCCCUACUAGUUUAUAUACAUCCAGUACUUCUAAUGGGUCCCAGUAUCCCAUAUUCUCCAUUGAACCAGUGCAUUAUUGCAUGAGUGACAUAAAAACAGGGAAGCCCAGAAUUCCUUCUUUCAGAAGCCUCAAAAGAGGGUGGUCGGUGAAGACGGGCCCUGCACAGGAAGACUUCAGCCAUCUCCCUCCAGAACAAAGACGCAAGAAACUGCAACAGAGAAUUGAUGAACUUAACAGAGAACUACAGAAGGAAACAGACCAAAAAGAUGCCCUCAUCAAGAUGAAGGAUGUUUAUGAAAAAAAUCCCCAGAUGGGCGAUCCAGGCAGUUUGCAACCCAAGUUAACUGAGACUAUGAGCAACAUGGACCGACUUCGGAUGGAAAUACACAAGAAUGAGGCCUGGCUUUCUGAAGUUGAAGGUAAAGUAGCAGCCAGAAGCGACAGGCGGCACAGCAGUGACAUCAACCACCUUGUAACACAGGGCAGAGAGAGCCCUGAAGGGAGUUACACAGAUGAUGCAAAUCAGGAAGUUCGAGGCCCACCACAGCAGCAUGCACAUCCAAAUGAGUUUGAUGAUGAGUUUGAAGACGAUGACCCUUUACCAGCUAUAGGACACUGCAAGGCAAUAUAUCCCUUUGAUGGUCACAACGAAGGCACUCUAGCAAUGAAAGAAGGGGAAAUUUUGUACAUUAUUGAGGAGGACAAAGGAGAUGGGUGGACAAGAGCUCGAAGACAUAACGGAGAGGAAGGCUAUGUGCCAACAUCAUAUAUAGAUGUAACGCUAGAGAAAAACAGCAAAGGUUCCUGAAGCGGGUUUCUGAGAAAAUGGGCGAGAUCUUGAAGGAGGUUACAUGCAGCUGCUGGGGGGGUGUUGGGGGGUGGGGUACUAGACUGGGAAGCCCAAGGGGAAAAGCUAGUUGCAUGAAUGCAUGCAGACAUACAUUUAGUCACUAACAUCUUAGCAUCUCCAUACAUAUAGGUAAGGAUAUACUACAAAUUAUUUCAUUUGUGCAGAAAAAGAGUUCCAUUACCAGAAUAAAAAGGCUACUGCUCCUAAAAUUGCUUUCUUUUCAUUGUCCUAGGUUGUCCCAGAGGCACAAACUGUACUUUAGCUUAUUCUUUAGCUUGUGCUAUGUUUUGGUUAUCUGAGUUAUGCUCCUUGCCAGCCCAUUUUAAUUGGCAAUCAUUUAGAUAUGUCAGUUAUCAGUCUGCCUGGGCCACCUCCAUGCUCAUCAUUAACCUCCUCCUGCAUGCCUAGGGAGAGUCAGGCAUGUUAGCAUAACACUUUGCCAUCAUUGCUUGUCUUACUUUGUAACAAAUAAUUUUCUUCAAAUACCUUCAGUGCUACAGUUUCAUCCCAGUAUCCAUGUAUGCUGCUAUAACUAUACCACUGCAACCAUCAUUACAUUCCAGUUUUUGGCAUAACUGAUAAGAGACCACAAUGUCUUUGUGUUGGUUUGGGGGAACGACACAUCUCAGCUCUAGCCUACAAUGCAAUCAAGAGAAACUCCUGGAAGUGUGGUCCAUCUUCAGCACUUCAGUAACCUGUUGUGAGCACUGAAAACCUGGAACACCACUGCAAGCUAAUGACUGUUUUCCAAGAAGUCAACCACUUGCCAUUCAAAUGCUGCCUUAAACUAGAGAGUGCCUAAAUCUGUUGUUUGCCAACACUACCACUGACAGUAUCCCACAAAGGGCUUUGCGUCUCAGCUCUUUCGACAGUGCUGCAGCUGCUGAGGUAGGUGUUUUCUAGAGCUCUACUUUACUGGAUCCAUGGUGCAUCAUGACUUUUAUACAUUGAAAUGUCUCUCUCUUCAUUUGACUUUAAUAUUUUUUUAAAAGAUUUUUAUGGAAACUGUCUUUUAGUUUUUCACUACGAAGUUACGAUUCUAAUUACCGCAGUGCUAGUCCAUUUCCAGGUGAUGCUUCAUUGUAUGGACCAGUUGAAAUUUGAGUGAUAGACUUCAUAAUGAUCUAUGUGCACUUUUACUUGUAAACAAUUGAAAUUUGGAUAUGUUUAUAUGUGUAAAUAUAGUUGUCUGCAGUGCCCCUAUUGCUUUGUUGUCUUGCCUCCCAUUUGUGGUUCUAUUAAUAAACAGAUCAUACCUGAUUUGGUAGGGUGAUAGGAAUUAGACUAGAGAUGGUGGGGGGAGGGAUACUUGUAUCCAAGCAAGCUUGUCAAGCCAGCCACCUGCUGUUUGGGGAAUUGAAAUAAUCAUCAAAACAUCCUGUUUUUCUGGGGUCUGAAGCAAUAUUUGGAUGCAGCAGUGCUGGAUUCUUUUUAAUUUCAGUGUUAUUAGGAAGUGUACUACCAGUAAAAGCGACUUUGAGUGACUUGUGUAGAGGUUUAUUCCUUUUGUUAUGUAUACCACUAUUACACAGCUUGACCUAGUGUAUUAUGGGGGCUAUUAAACUCUAAAGUUUAGAUUUUUGGAGCUUGUAUACAGCGUUAUUUAUAUAAUAAUGUGACAUUACUCAAUACUGACAAAACUACUUAGGUAGUUUUUUGGGUUUGAGGGGUUUGGGUGGUUUGUUGGGGGUUCUGUGGGGUUUGUUUUGGUUUUUUGUUUUUCCUUUUGAAGUCUAGUGUGUUUUUUUUUAAAUUUUAAAGUUGGAGAAAAGGAGGAAAUGUGAUUUGUGUAUUUUCUGCUAAAGGGUCUGUGGUUUGCCUGGCUAACAGCCUUGCAGGUCAGUAAUAACACUUCCUGGUAAAGGACUAAAUGUUCUUUUCACGCUACUGUUUGUUUUUCUAAAACCAGGAUUUGCUUCCUUUGGAGGCAGGUUGUUUUCACGAGGGAUAGUGCAACUUGUAUGAGGGUUAUUAAACAUAGCAAAAAAAAAAACCAUUUGUACUUGCACAGCUAGUUAUAAAUCACUUCUAAAAUUCUGAACGUGAGUUGUCUGAAAGAAUCUUACCUUUUCCAGUACUUUUUAAUCCUUUCUCGUGCACAUGUUGAUUUCCUAAAUGUUAAAUGCUUUGUUUAAAAAUAGUGUUCUCUGUUGAGAAUAUUUUCAUGGAAUAAAAAAAAUCUUUUCAUGGUCUAAGGAA